Ilyonectria robusta is the source of this 2529-nucleotide messenger RNA. RefSeq names its product putative GTPase activating protein for Arf-domain-containing protein. Gene Ontology annotation, biological process: endoplasmic reticulum to Golgi vesicle-mediated transport; endocytosis; intra-Golgi vesicle-mediated transport. Gene Ontology annotation, cellular component: Golgi apparatus. Bases 136 to 2316 code for a protein of 726 amino acids. The record is from RefSeq and is a predicted model, not a curated record. The transcript is spliced from 4 exons. Gene Ontology annotation, molecular function: GTPase activator activity; protein binding. Lineage: Eukaryota; Fungi; Ascomycota; Sordariomycetes; Hypocreales; Nectriaceae.
GCGAGCGCGCGCCUGUCUUGGGAAACGCCCCCACGAUCGAUCCGACCCGGGCAACGGUUACACCCUCACACGAGGAGUGUUGGCUGUGCUUCAUCUUGCGACCACAGGCUGCCCUAAGUGUGUAGACCCCGCGCCAUGUCGGGAGCUCUGAGCAAGCGCCAGCAGGCCCGGAACGAGAAGCUCCUCCAGGAGCUUGUCCACAAUGUUCCGGGCAAUCAACUGUGCGCUGAUUGUCACGCGCGCAACCCAGCUUGGGCAUCAUGGAGUUUGGGUGUCUUCCUCUGCAUGAGAUGUGCUGCGAUCCAUCGAAAGUUGGGCACGCACAUUUCCAAGGUCAAGUCCCUGAGCAUGGACAGCUGGUCCAACGAGCAAGUCGACAAUAUGCGCAAGGUUGGCAACAUGACCUCGAACAAUCUUUACAAUCCUGAACAUCGAAGGCCUCCUGUCCCCGUCGACGCCGAUGAAGCCGACUCGGCAAUGGAGCGAUUCAUCCGCCAGAAGUACAUGAACAAUGUCGUCAAUGGCUCCGGAAAGCCGCGGUCCCCAAGAAUAGACGAUGACACACCACCGCCAUUGCCCCCCAAGAACUCCAAGUUUGGCUUUCGAUCGGCCUCUUCUAUAUUUCCACUGUCAUCCAAGUCGAAGAAGGACCCCAAGUUGACGGUGACCGCCCAGACGAUACGAAGCCCGUCCCCGAGGCUGACCAACAAGCCAUCCCAGGUGUUUGGUGCGACAUUUGACCUGGACCAACCCGACGACACGGAUCAGAAACUUGUGAGGCUGCGGGACAUGGGUUUCCAGGACACCAAGCGAAAUGCGCUGAUCCUCAAAGGCGUAAACGGAAACCUCGAGCGAGCAAUCGAGGCGCUGGUGCGACUGGGCGAAGGCAGCGGCCGUCCCUCCCCUCUCCCGACCCCAUCGCCGCGAGAGCCUGGAUUGCGCACGUCGAGAUCGUUGACGCCACUCACGCCCAACUCUGGAGGACUGGGGCUUGGUCUCGGCGCAGGUCUGAGUGUUCCCACCCGUUCAGCCACGGACCGACCUGCGACCCCCUCGAGUGCCUCGACGAACCCUUUUGACAACCUAGGUCCGGCACCACCACAGACGGCGCAAUCCACAGGCAGCCUUCAGAACAAGAACCCAUAUGGCCCGACGAAUCCAUUUGGGGCUCCGACCCAGCAGCAGCAGGCUGAUCCCUUCGGCCAAGCUUUCCAGAGCAUGUCUCUCUCCCCAGUGCAACCUCUGUUCCCGCAUCACACCGGAGGGGCAGCCGCGCAACCUGUCCCACAGCAACAGAUACCACAGCAGGCGAUGUAUCAGCAAUCGAUGGGUCCCUCCGCACCCAUCAGCCCCAAUGGCUACCUGCCCAUGGCCUUCAACAACAUGACUUACCCUCAGCCUGUGCAACCACAGCCAACCGGAUACAACCCCUUCUUCUCUAGUCCCUCCAGUCCAGUCCAGCAGCAGCCCCCUCAGGCCCCUCAAAUGCCACUCUCGGUGAAUACGGCACAAUCGCAGGCCUCAUACAACCCCUUUGCGCGCUCCCCGACCCGGAUCGCCUCGCCGAGCCUUGGCCAAAUCCCAGAGCAGUCGCAGACCUCGUACCAGAGUCCUUCUGUUUUCCAGAACAACAUGGUAUUCCAGAGCCCAGCGCCACUGCAGCACCCGGAAACAGCGACAAACCCGUUUUUUGCCAACGCCAGCGUCAAUCAGCCUGCUGCCCAGAUAGGCCAACAAGCAUAUGGUCAGCAGCAAGUAGCGCAACAACAGGCUCCCCAGCAGCAGGCCGCCCAGCAGCAGUUCGGCCAACAAUCGUUUGGACAACAGCUAUUCGGGCAGCAACCGCAGCAGACUCAGAUGCAACUACAGCAGCAACAGCAACUACAGCUACAGCAGCAGCAGCAGCAGCAGCAGCAGCAGCAACAGCAAAUGCAGGCGCAGCAGCAAUUCUACCAACCUCAACGACCCGACAAGGCCUCCAUCAUGGCCCUCUACAGUCAAAUAGCCCCUCAACAGCCUGUCGCUCCUCAAACGGUUCAGCAAACCGUUUUGCCCCCGACGAUUCCCGAGAACCAACCGAUGCAGAUACCAGCCGCGAUGGGGGCGCCUGUCGCCCAGUCUCAAAAUGUGUCGCAGCCACUCUCUCCUACAAAUAAUCCUUUUAUGAAUAAUGUCACACCGACUACUACUACCACUGCCCCAGACCCCUUCGCUGCUAGGAGCAGGGAGAGCAUGAACCUGGGCAUGGAUCUUGCAUGGACGAAUGGCCGGCACAGCCCUGAUGCGUUUGCGAGCCUUAGCGCACGGCAUGUAUGAAGAGACGAGUCAAGCGAGCAUUGGAAAGUGUCUAGGAUAGUAUAUACGAGAUAAGGCAGGUGUAUUGUAUGAUAAUAAUCGUAAUGUUGGUUAACGGCUGUAUAUGGUGGAACAACAGUGGCAUCUUAUUCCUGCUAAAUGAUUUACUGUGUAUGUGUUUAUGAUCAUCCUGCUCUGCAGUUGACUCCUCAACCACGACCGAGUUCGACUUCA